AUGGCAGCUCGCGCGUCGCCGUCUUCCGGUGUGACGGCAGAGUCGCUCUACCGCGACGUCGUCUGGCCCGCGCUUUGGAAGGUUCUGCAGCUCACGUCGCCGCCGUCGAAUCCCGCUAAUGUCGGUGAAAAAGCCGGCGGCGGGGCUGCCGAGCAUGUGCUCUGUGCCCGUGGCUUGCAGAGGGCUAUCACACAGGCGCUUGUCCAGCUCCUCCGUACGGCCUGCGUAGACGCCGCCACAUCCUCGACGAGCGGCGUUCCGUCGGGUGUGAUGCAGGAAGUCGUGUCGCAUCUCCUUCUUCACCCUCAUGGCACUGAGAAAACCACCGCUCCGCAAGUCGUGCCGGAGGCGCAGAUGGGGGUAUUGGACUCUGCGACAGCCUCGCCUGCCGCUGCAGAGGCUGCCGUUGAGGUGGAGCGCCUCUACCUUUUGGUGUGUGCAGCGAUACAGCUGAGUGCACAGGUGGAUGUCCCCCAGCUAGCGGCGAUCAAGAUUGUUCCAACGGCUGCGACUGGCGCCGCCAGUGCAACGACGGCAAACGCAGCGGCGGCGCCGCAGCUGCCAUGGGGCGUCGCGCAGGCCUCCAAGUCAGUGGUCGCCGGCAUCUUCGCGCUGUCGUCCUACAUCAACCCUUCGACCACAUCCCUGCCGUCGCCGAUGGCACCAUGCCUGACUCCCAGUGUGCUGGGGCCGCCCCCCUCUCCGAUGGCAACCACGACAUCACAGCAGCAGCUGCAACAACAGCUGCAGUUGAAUGUGCAGCACCUCUGGUUCACAUUUCUCUACGUGUACCUGCAGCAGCUGUCGUCCCAUACGCCAAAGGACACGACGGCGUACGCGCGUUUCUUCGCCGGCUGCGGUGACGAGUGCCGCACGCGCCUCGCCACAGCCCCGGUGCUGUCCGACGAUGACGACAGCGGCGACGAUGGAGUUGUUGCCGUGGGCGCGGUCAUGCGCCAGUCUACCGCCGCAAGCGAAACGGCCGCGCUGCAGGCGUGGUCGCACGUCUCGGUCGACUUGCUCCGUGACACAAUCGCUCGCACGCGGUUUCGCCGAGCCGCGCUUCUCUUCAAGUCGUUUGUGCCCCACAUGCUAACACAGGCCCCGACGGUGACGUUCCUGCUUGUGGACGUCCUCAGCGAGUUUGUGCGCAGCUGGGCGGCCUUCACUUCGCGCAUUCCAGCCGGGUGCAUGGCGGACGAUAUAGCGCGUCGACUAGCUCGCUACGAUACCCAUGGCAUGCUCCACGAUGACGGUCCCGCCAGGCCAUCCCAGCAGUGGCAGCAGUGCGUUGACUUACUCCGCAUCUACAGUGACCGUCUGACACGGAUUCUCGCGACGGGCACCCCGCAUGGUCACUUGGUCGCAACCACGUUGUGCGCCGUUCUCUCAGCGCUUUACGUGCUGCCGCACACUCGUGGCAGCUUCCCCUUGUCGAGCGCGGGGGAGGCGGGCGCCGUAGUCGCCGGCGCCGCAGUCGGUGCGCGUGGAAAACGUGAUGAGGAGGCAGCUGUGCUAGAAAUGGAGACCGCGCACCGGCAGCCACGCCGCAUGUCAGCGUUCAGCACCGCCGGGGCAGCCGCAGCACCGUCGGUUGUUGGCGAGUCACUCCUGAGCGAGGUCGAGUGGCGGCUGCGGCACUACGCGCCGUUAGGCCAGCUCCUCGCCUCCACACGUAUUCUUGGGCUGCAGAAGGUUCACCUCUUCGCCGUUGCCACGGGGCAGCUGCGCGUCGGUCGUAGCGUGGCGCAGCAGGUCGAGCACACGCGGAUGCUGGCGCUGGCCGCGUUAUACUGUGGCGUGGCUGGGUGGGACUUGACAGUAUUAAUGUACCACUUCGCAGAGUGCCCACUAAACCCAUUCAGCGGCCCCGAGACGCCGCCGCCAGCACUGCCGAUCUCGGCGCUGGCGAGGUACACCGCUGCGGUGCAGCAGUACGUCGAGCACACCCGCGCAGAGCUUAUUAUGGACAUGCCCUUUACAGAGCUGAGCGUGCACAAUGGCCACGUUGACGGGCACGGCGGCAGGAGUAGUGGUUCGCGUUUUCGCGGCAUGCGUAGCGGCGGGGGCGGCUACGGCCAGCCACUGAAGCAGGGAUCACUGCCGCAUUCAUCGGCAUCAUCGAUUCCCUCGCGCGGCGAGCUACACACACGUCGAUUUCUGCGCAUUGUGCACCCCGACCCGCUGCUACUCAACUGGCGCCUUCACCUCACCGCAACGGAGUCGCUGGUGGCCACCGCAGCGGUGCCGAACGGCGCCUCCGCAGCUGCCUUUGGCGGAGGAAGCAGCAGCAUUACCGCUGCUGCGUCCAGCACCAACGCGGCUGCCGGGAAUGCGAGCUCUGGUAGCGCUGUCCCAGACCUACUUCUGUCGCCGUGCUGCUUGAUGCGCGAUAUCCUUGUAUCAGGGCAGUACGCCCUGGCGGCAGAUGGUAUGCGCUACUUCGCCAAGCCGCCAACACCUCCCGUGGCCAGCGCAGGGGACGUCAGCACUGGCGCGCCGAGUGUGAACGUGCUCUUGCUCCCGCGCCGCGCGUACCCGCAGCACAUCAGUGUUGCUUACUACGUGUCCAUCCUGCUGCGUCGGUGGCUACAGCGGUGGGAAGUCGCCGAACAGCAGCAGCAGGCGGGUCAAGCCGAAGCUGCGGCGGUGAUGCAGCUGCGGGAUGAGUGCUUCCACGUCCUCUCCUCUUUUGUGCCGGUCUUGUCGGUGUUGCAGAGCUACAUGGCAAACCAGUCGCUGCUCGUGCGUCUCUUGACACGACUAUCAUGGAUGUGUCGAAGCGCAGGUGUCGCUGCCGCCGCAACAGCAGCAGCAACACCAGCGUCGGAGGCCACCACCACCUCUUCGAACAGCGGCGUUGCACCACCGGCUCCGAACGCAGUCUUUGCCCUCGCAGAGCGGCUGCUUCUAGCCUUCGUCAUGCCAUGCAUUCGCGUGUUGCCGCCUGCACCGAUGGUUUACGACGUGAUGGAGGAUGUGCUUCGACUCUUUGCCCGCUGCAGUAUCCCCGACGCACAGACGCAUGGGGUGGUACCGUACGGCGAGAACGCUGCCAUGCCGUUGCACAUGUUCGACUGGCUCCAGGAACUACUGCCGUCGGUGAAGUUCGUGGCCGUGUACCGGACGAAGCAGCAGCUGCUGCAGCUCGAAGGGAGGCAAGGGUGGCCUCCGUCGCCGCUGGUGCACCCGCACGAUGCGCUGCUGCGCAAGGAACGGGAAGCGCUACUGUCGCACUCGCUAAAGCGUCUGAACGCUGAGAACCUCGAUGAGUACCGCGCGCUGCUGCGCCCCAUCUUGUAUGCCGAGCCGCUUCUCGUCGCGCAUCGCCUGUUCACCCAAGCUGUCGGCUACAACAACAGCUUCCUCGAUAUCCACACCCGUCUCCUGCGCGGGUUACCCGGGGCGGUGCUGAUGCUCGUCGUGCAGCAAGGCCUCGUGCUGAUGGUUCGCUACGCGGCGGAAGAGAAGAUCACAGGCGCCAACGGGGAGAGCCGCGUGGCGAUCCUGGCGACCUUUGUUGCAACGCUGUGGCGCGACAACCUCGACGCGGUGGAUGGCGUGCUGUUGGUGCGGCGCGUCGAGCUCGCCCUGCGCAGCAACAGUGGCGACGACAUACUUCUCGGCACAGAGCUGUGCAAAGCCCUCCUCGCCGUGAUGGCGCAUCGCGCGCUGGAGCACGAGGAGAAGUACAACCCCGCGCAGCUGCAGGCGCUGGCCUACACGCCUUCCACUACCUCCUUCUUCGGCCGAGGCUCCAUGACGUCUUUCCGAGUUCGCUACUGGAAGGACACAGCCAGCAGUGCGCAGCUGCUGCUGUCGCCGGAGGACGUGUUUGUCGGGGCCUGGCAGGCGCUGCUGGCUGCCCUGCAGCAACCGUGUCUGGUGCCCAUUCAGGGCGACGAAGAGAGCGAGGACACGGAGGAGGAGCACGCGAGGCAGUCUGUCACUGCUGCCCGUUCGGAGGUCCGUCUCCACCUCGGGCAACAGAUACUCCUGCACCUGUGCCGCCUUCAAAGCUGCAUCUACGAGCUGCAGCGCGACCUCGACGGCGGCGCAGAGGUAAUCCUCCUGUCCUCGGCGGGACGGUACAACAUGAUCAAUGACAUGCUGGUAGCGAUCGAGGAGCUGUCGCCUCCGCCGGCUGAGGGCCCGGUGCUAGAGUACUUGUGCGCCUGCGUACGGCAAGUUGCCCUCCCUCACGUAGCGUCGCUUGUCGAAACGCAGCAACGCCGCAAGUUCGAGUGGGCGUCGGCUUCUCCCAGCAACGGCGGCGCUGUGCCGUCAGACGCGGUGUACAGUGUACCGGCUCCCACCUCCUCGAGGGUGGCCGUUGCGGCUGCAGAUACACCUGGGCUGCCUCCGGUUGCACAGCUCCUGCAGUACUUCACCGCCGCGCACUUCGAGUACAAGCCAGAUCCCUACGACACCGCCCGGUACGAGUGGCAGCAAUGCAUGGAACAGGCCCGAAGCCUGACGAAUCAGUGCUUGAGGGGCAACAGGUCUGGCGGAGCCGUGAGUGUACGUCGCGCCGCGUCCAUCGUGACGUGGUUAGACGGCGAGGCGAAGCGCAUAGAUACGGAGGAGUCUAUGCACAAGCAGCUCUACAGCUCCUCCGCCGCUGCCCGCGCGGGGCUUCUGGAACUGAUUCGGCGCGAGCUCGCUCCUCCCACGGCGCCGCUCAUGUCUGAAGCGGAUGACCGUCUCGUGGAGCUGGCUGCGUCGUACCUCCUGCCCCGCGCCGUGUUGAACCUCCGUGAGGCGGCGACGGUUGCCGCCUUCUUCACGUGGCUCUUCCGGGAAGCAAGUCCAACAGCCGAGUCUGCGGCGAUGGCGGGGCGCGGUGAGGCGGAGCAGACACCGUGGUCGCUGCACUGUCGCGCCGUCGACCUUGCCUUGGCGUUUGUGACGGCGGCCUUUACCUACUUUGUGGGCUUUACGGAUGGCGAGUGCAAGCGCCUCGGGUGCAUACUGCAGAGCCUCCUGCAGAUACCCGCUCUCAGUGCACAUGAACAGCAGCUGGACGCAGCGCAGCGCAUGUGGCCAUCCCUGCUGAAGUGUAUUCAAGCGCUGUCCACUCGCACGAAGCCUGGUAGUGGUGCGCCUGCUGCUGCCGGGGAAGGGGCCCGAGUGCUCAGCGGCGAGGACGUCGCAGCAGCAGCGGCAGCAGCCGACACAAGCCCCACAUGCGAGGCUGGGGCUGCAGCGCGCGGGGGCAGACCUGCUGUGAGCUGCGGCGGCAUCCGCACUGUGAGCGCCGCCGUCUUUGAAGGUUUCCUUCACUCUGCGCACGCUAGCCUCAUCAACGGCAAUGGCGCCAGCAGCAGCGAGUGCGCCGGUCCCGCGUCCCUGCUGAGCUUGGCAAUGGCGCGGGGAAUCGUGGCGUCGCCGGCGCAAUCGAAUGAGUUGCAGUCAGCAGCCUCCACUGCUGCCGAUGCUGCGGCCGGCGCCAUCCCUGCCGCCCCGUUGCAGUUAGAGGCGUAUCUCAGCAGGGCAAUGAUCCAGCUGCUCACUCACGAGCAGGACGUGCCCGCCUACGCUCACCGCAACCUCUUUCUCGUCCUUGAGCAUCUUGACAAGAGCACCUUCCCUGCGACCUUGUGCGCCGUGGACUUGCUCACCCGCGCCGUGGAGCCGCACGCGUCGAAGACGAAGUCGUACUACGCCUUGGCCUCGGCAGUGCUGAAGUUGCUGCGUUUAAAUCGCCGCCACCGCCGCGAGCUUCAGCAUGCCAUCGCGGCACUUCGCCACGGAGACGAAGGCGUUGCCCCCGCUGCUUUGCAGGCGGCGCGGGGUGAAGACGGUAGUGCGCUGCCGCAGGUGCGUGCAGCGGCCACGGCCUGUCACGGGCAGUGGCGUCUCGACGAGCACUACAUGAGGCAGCUGCUGCAGAACGAGGCGGCGGUAUUGCUCGAAGAUGCACAGGUACGUCAUCGAGUCGAAGAUGACAGUAGCGAGGACGAAGAAUACGAGGAAGGCACCGACGACAGCGAGGCGGAGAAGGACGUCGCCGACGGCACAAGUUGUUCCAGCGGCAAUGGUCAAGUCGAUGAUGAAGAGGGAGUGGGCGACGAUUUAUCUGCUGCGGCCACCGUACAAGAGGGUGGGGAAGAGGAUGAGGAGAUCGACGACAGCGGAGGCGGUGAGGACGCGUCGGGCUCAGGCUCCGACGAUGGUGACGAAGAAGAGCACAGCAAUGGGAGCGAUGAAGACGAGUAUCCUGACAGUGGCGACGGCGAUGAUGCGUCGCCGGCGGCGCGCAAACGUCGCCUUGAAUGA
This is a messenger RNA of Leishmania major strain Friedlin, 6279 nucleotides long. RefSeq lists its product as hypothetical. Bases 1 to 6279 code for a protein of 2092 amino acids. NCBI's taxonomy places the organism in Eukaryota, Euglenozoa, Kinetoplastea, Trypanosomatida, Trypanosomatidae. The transcript has a single exon. The record is from RefSeq and is a predicted model, not a curated record.